This is a messenger RNA of Akanthomyces muscarius, 783 nucleotides long. RefSeq lists its product as uncharacterized. The transcript is spliced from 2 exons. The record is from RefSeq and is a predicted model, not a curated record. The coding region runs from base 1 to 783 and encodes 260 amino acids. Lineage: Eukaryota; Fungi; Ascomycota; Sordariomycetes; Hypocreales; Cordycipitaceae.
AUGAUCUCUUCACGCCAUUUACUCUUUUUUGGCACCGCGUGGUGCCAAUUCGUCGCCAGCUCCCUUGCUGCCACUACCGACAACACAUCGAUUAGUGGCUGCGACGAGAACACAGACUUUGGACCUCCAUUCAACUCUACAGGCACCGUCUCUUUCGUGACCCAAGACUUUACGCACAAUGAUGGCAAGCCAUGGUACUUGUCUGUAGGUCUCAAGGACAAGCGCGACACAAGCGCUGCCUACCCGGGCACGCAGACGGUCACGGGCUACCUCAGUGUACCCGGCGACUUUGUCACCGGCUCUGUUACAAAGAAUACGACACGGUUGUGCGUGUAUCAUCUAGGACAGCGGAAUGCAACAGCCUCACGGGACGGCUCAUGUAAUGGCGUGCUAGACGACGCGUGCGCCAAAUACAUCCACAACUUCCAGCAGGAUUCGGAACGCCAUGAGGGUGAAUGUCCCCUGCUAUCGGCCGAUGAAGCUUGCGGAAGCACUAUUUUUCAGCUAGCCGCCCCAAUGAUCUUGCAAAGCAGCAAUUGCUCAGCCAGCGCGCAUGCCGCAUUAGCAGGAGUGCCCGACGCAUACAACAGCCAAGCGAUCUUUGACUUGGCAUGGCCCUACGGAGACAGCAAGAUCGACUCUUUUACGGCAUAUGACGCGCAUGCGUGGCAGCCGAAUCCUGUGCUGCUCGUCUUUGGCACGAAGCAGGACCAGGAAAAGGACGACGUCGUCAUGUGGGAUAGCAAGCUGCUCUGUAUGGUGCCCGUCAAUGUCACGGCCUGA